CGAUUCUGUGCCGUGAACAUCUGUCCUUCUCUCUACAGAUUUCAUUCAUCCUGUGUACUCUUGAACUGGCUUCAAGGUGCAGGCCGGACCUGUUGCCUGUUUGAAGGAACAUCGUUACGUAUACUUCCGCGGCGGAAGACAGAUUGCCUUAUCGGAGCACUCCUAGAGUGGAUCUGGUUGGUAGGCUGCUCGACGCGGAAUCGUUCUACUAAAGGAAACAGCUCGUGAUUAUGCGCAUGUCUGUGGCUCAACUGAUACUCAGUUAGCAUCAAAAAUCUUCAGGAUGGCUUCAACCACAGACACCCCCACCUCAUCGUCGGACUCGCCAGAGAGCUUCAACCUGCAUGUCUUGUGUCCGUCAUUGCCUCCGCCGAACCGGUUCACCAUCGAGGAUGUGUCUCCAUCUACCACUGUUGCAAACCUCAAGGCCCGCCUCGCACAGUCAAUCCCAAGCCAGCCGUCUCCGGAAAGUCAGCGAUUAAUUUAUCGCGGAAAACCCCUCCUGAAUGAUGCGGCUGCGAUGAAAGAUGUACUGGAACCGCCUAAUGCUACCGAAUAUUCGAUCCAUCUUGUCCUUCCCCCAACAUCGGAGUCUGCGGCACCACGCUAUUUUAGCUCUUCUGGCCCGCAGUCACCGCAGCCAGAUAGUGGAAUGAAUUCCAGGCCUCCGAAUCCGCUUAACACCAACCGGCAACCUGCUCCAGCCCGUGCGGCGCACAAUGACUGGGAGGCCACACCCAGAAGUGAGCCAGUGCGCACAGGCACGCACGAAGCCGACGUCGGAGCGACACUGCGACGGAACAUUGAGGCCCUGCGCCGAGAGAUUGAGAUACGAGAGCAAAGCUUAAGUGCCUUCUCCUCCAGCAUGAACCCCGUACUUUCAAUGUUGCGGCAGCGAGCAGCGUUGACGGACCCCUCGUCCUACCGCCCCGAGCUGUCCCGGACAUCCUCAUCCGAGACACUGGCAGCCACCGGUCUUCCAACCACAGGGUCCCCCUCCAAUCCGCACAUAUCUGAAGAGGCUUCACUCCGUCUGCAGAUCCUGAUGCGUCAAGUUGAGUUUGCAGAAUGUCAACUCAAUCACGGAAUUGCACCUCCCAUGGACCACAUCAUCCGAAUUCGGACACACCUAUUCACCAUACUGGAUGCGCAGCGCCAGAACCCUCUUGCCGAGCGGGAUGGCUCAAUCGAAGGGCUGCUGUCCCGCGUCCUCAACAUAUACACACGCGCCGAUCAGCUACGCCUGUCCGAGGCCAGAUUCCCACGAUCGCAGACCGCAUCAACCAGUGCCAUCAAUACACCCGCAUCUGGCCUGACUUCACUGUAUCUGUUGUCAUCGCCAUCCGGAUACGAAGGUAUCAUAACCACUUCCCCGGGAGCCGAAGAACUGCAAGCGACGCUCGACAGCCUUCGCGCACUGCACCUGCCGGACCGCGGUCCCAUCCCAGACACUGCCCCCGUGCCCGAGUUCCGGCCCAACGCAAAUGCAGUCGUCAUGGAGAACGUAGUGCGCCAGGCCGUGCUCAACCAGCGCGGGGUCGGCAACAACGCGAACAACAACGGCCAGCUAGGCUUCGGGCGGAUCAUUAGACGGCUCUGGCAAUUCCUCCGGCUGUACUUCUUCUGCUACAUGUUCACCGAACCAGGCACCUGGGCGCGCGUGUUCUUCGUGACCCUGGCCGUGCUCUAUGUACUGUCCAUGGAAACCGGGGUCGAUCAGCAACUGUACCGGACGCUCGUGGCUCCCGUGCAGCAGCACCUCGAAGGCCUGGUGCACUUCACUCCGCAUGAGCCAGCGCAGGCCCAGCAAAGCCAGGGUGGCAGCACGGACGGUCAACGCGGUGUCGGAGCUCCAGCGACUGGUAACCCUCGCGCAGGGGUGGCGGGUGAAAUGCGAUUUCAGUUGCGCAGGGUGGAGCGGUCCGUGGCGUUGUUCAUUGCGAGCUUGGUUCCCGGGGUCGGCGAGCGCCAGGUUGCGGUGCGCAACGCCGCGGAAGCAGCGCAGCGCGCGCGGGAGGAGGAGGAGCGCCGUCAACGUGAGGAAGCGCAGCAGCAGCCGCAGCCGCAGCAAGAAUAGGAGACCCAUGUUGUUGCAGAGGAGCGUGAGAGUGGAGGUCACACUACGAUACCCCAGGCAGCCGAGAACUGACUCAAGCGUCAGCCAUAUUUCCAUCGGACCCGCCUUUGAUUUUUGCC
Messenger RNA from Aspergillus homomorphus CBS 101889, 2196 nucleotides. RefSeq lists its product as uncharacterized. The transcript has 2 exons. The coding region runs from base 284 to 2077 and encodes 597 amino acids. Lineage: Eukaryota; Fungi; Ascomycota; Eurotiomycetes; Eurotiales; Aspergillaceae. Gene Ontology annotation, biological process: endoplasmic reticulum unfolded protein response. The record is from RefSeq and is a predicted model, not a curated record. Gene Ontology annotation, molecular function: protein binding.